AUGUCUGACUAUAUCAGUACCAAGAUAACCACAAAAAUGCAAUAUGUUCGUUUUGGCAACACAGGCAUGAGGGUUUCCAGAAUCGGUCUCGGUUGUAUGUCCUACGGUAGCUCAAAAUGGAGUCCUUGGGUUAAAGACGAAGCUGAAUCAAUUAAAGCUAUUAAAGAAGCUUACAAUGUUGGUAUCAACUUUUUUGAUACUGCUAAUAUGUAUGCUAACGGCGAAAGUGAGAUUGUUCUCGGAAAGGCUCUUAAAGAAUUGAAUGCUCCUAGAGGUCGUGUUGUCAUUGCUACAAAAGUUUACGGACCUGUUUAUUCCGACAUAGAGAGUUUUGGUUACAUGGACAUGGAUCAGAACUUUGAACUAGUCAACGGCUACGGUCUUUCUCGUAAGCAUAUCUUUGAUGCCGUAGACGCCUCUUUGAAGCGACUUGAUGUUGAGUAUAUUGAUCUUUAUCAAAUUCAUCGUUUGGACACUGAAACCCCCAUGGAAGAAAUAAUGGAGGCCUUGAAUGAUCUGGUUCGCUCUGGAAAAGUCAGAUACAUCGGAGCAAGUGGUAUGAUGGCUUGGCAGUUCCAAAAGUUAAACUCUAUCGCCGAGCGUAGAGGAUGGACGAAGUUUGUAUCCAUGCAAAACGCGUAUAAUCUUCUCUAUCGCGAAGAAGAAAGGGAGAUGAUCCCCUAUUGUAUUGAUGCUGGUAUCGCAGGUAUCCCAUACUCCCCAUUGGCUACUGGUGAACUUACAGGCAAGAACAGAGACACCGCUCGAUCAAAGACUUUUUUCCAGCAGAAUGUUUUGAUGCCUGAUGCCAAGCAAGAUAGCAAUGAGAUUAUCAUCGAUCGUGUUGGAGAGCUUGCCAAAAAGUAUGGUGCUUCCAAUGCCCAAAUCGCUUUAGCCUGGCACUACACAAAGCCUUAUGUUGUAUCUCCUAUUAUCGGUGUUUCUAAAGCUGAACAGCUUUACGAUUUGAUUGGUGCAAUGGACAUCAAGUUAACAAAGGAAGACGUCGAUUUCUUGGAAGAACCUUAUACACCCAGGAAUGUUUCUCUCAUUGAUCAAUUCAAUCAAAAAUAA
Messenger RNA from Mucor mucedo, 1074 nucleotides. Its product is annotated as NADP-dependent oxidoreductase domain-containing protein. NCBI's taxonomy places the organism in Eukaryota, Fungi, Mucoromycota, Mucoromycetes, Mucorales, Mucoraceae. The coding region runs from base 1 to 1074 and encodes 357 amino acids. The transcript has 3 exons. The record is from RefSeq and is a predicted model, not a curated record.